UAAAACUGCUCAAUAUAUUAAAAGGCCUAUAGUGAUGACUGGUUUCAACAAAGAUGUCAAACAGAAGAAGAAAUCAGGUGACCGCUCCCCCUGAGAGCCCGCGGAGCUAUGAUGCUGCGUUCUGCUCGGAUCUUGACCGGAAGUACCUCUGCCCCGUCUGUUUGUCCGCCCUCCAUGAACCAAUGCAGACUUCCUGUGGACACCGGUUCUGUAAAACCUGCAUUCAGGGUGUGAUCAAUGGAAGAGCUAAUGCCAAGUGCCCAGUGGACAACGUUGUAUUCAAAUGUAAUGACGAGCUUUUUGAAGAUAAGGCCUUCCAGAGAGAGGUGUUGUCUCAAACAGUGAAGUGUGGUAACCAUGACAAAGGCUGCACGUGGACCGGAGAACUCCGCUCCUAUCAGGAGCAUGACGCUCGAUGCCAGUACGUCUCUGUACAUUGCGAGAACAACUGUGGACUGAGGAUUCCCCGCCACCAGCUGACAGACCAUGCGGACGUCUGUGAACGCCGUCCUGUCGACUGUCAGCACUGUAACUCACAGAUUCCCUUCACUGACCUCACGAAGCACCAGGUGCUGGCGUGCCAGAACUUGCCAGUCCAGUGUACUCUGUGUGGACAGGCUGGGAUAAGAAGGAAGGAUAUCUCCGCACAUAUCGACAUCACCACUGGUGACUGCCCUCUCACUGUCAUCCCCUGUCAGUAUGCCUCUUUCGGCUGCCAAUUCCAGGACAAGCGGCGCGACAUGGUGGAACACUACAGAGAGGCCGCCAAUCAUCACAUCCUGUUGUUGGUCCGGAAGAUUUCCGACCAGGAGCAGAGAAUCUCUGCCUUGGAGAGGGAGGUCCAGCUAAUUCAACAGGAACAGGAGGACCAGAAACAAGCUCUUCAGCAGGUUCAGCCAUAGAAUUCAGUGGGCUCACCCACAGACUUCAUCAGAUUCACUGAUAGACUUCAUCACGUUCACCCAUAGACAUCAUCAGAUUCACCCUUAGUUCAUCGAAAGACAUCUUUUUUAUCAACAAUUUCAACAGGUUUACCCGCAGACUUCAUCAGGUUCACCCAUAGACUUCAUCUAGUUCACCAACAGACUUUAUCAAAUUCUCCUACAAACUUCAGACUUCAUCGGGUUUACUCAUCAGCUUCACCCACAGACUUUAUUAGGUUUCAACAUAGACUUCAUCUGGUUAAGUUAGAGACUCUGUAAUAUCAUCUAUAGACUUCAUCAGCUUUGCCCACAGACUUCAUCCAGUUCACCCAUAGACUUCAUCAAGUUCACCCUCAGACUUCAUCAGCUUCACCCAUAGACUUCUUUUGGUUCACACAUAGACUUCAUCUGAGGUUCACUCCUAGAUUUCAUCUGGUUCAACUAGAAUUCUUCAGGGUCACUCAUAAACAUCAUCAGGUUCACCCAUAGACUUCAUCAGGUUUACCCAUAAACUACCUCAAGUUCACCCAUAGUUUAUUGAUAGACUUCAUCAACUUCAUCCACAGAAUUUAUCAGCUUCACCCAGACUUCACCAGGUUUACCAAAAGAUUUCAUCAUCUUCACCCAAAGGCUUAAUCAGCAUCACCCAAAAACUUCAUCUGGUUCACCCAUAGAUUUCAUCAGCUUCACUUACAGACUUCCUCAGGUCCCUAGGUCCAAGAACUCCUUCAUUCUAACUCUGGAAAUCAUGUUAAUUAGCUUGUUUUAUCUCAAACUUAAAGCUCAUCUUAUUUCACCUUUAAAAAAUUGUACUGUAUCAAUAAACAUGAUUUUGUGAAA
Messenger RNA from Magallana angulata, 1763 nucleotides. RefSeq names its product TNF receptor-associated factor 6-B-like. Lineage: Eukaryota; Metazoa; Mollusca; Bivalvia; Ostreida; Ostreidae. The record is from RefSeq and is a predicted model, not a curated record. Gene Ontology annotation, cellular component: plasma membrane signaling receptor complex. Gene Ontology annotation, molecular function: zinc ion binding. The transcript has 7 exons. The coding region runs from base 54 to 902 and encodes 282 amino acids. Gene Ontology annotation, biological process: protein K63-linked ubiquitination; regulation of canonical NF-kappaB signal transduction; tumor necrosis factor-mediated signaling pathway.